GAGCGCGCGCUAAGUGAACAAUUCUCGCGAGAUGUUACUGCGAAAAUGUAUCAAAAUCCUUCCUAAUGAUGCCAUAAUAAUAAACAUUAACGUUUAAGAAUAAAAUGCUGUUUUUAGCUCUGUAACAGAGCAUUUCAUUGUAAUGUUGCGAUGCAGUUGCACUGCGCAAUGUGAAACUGAAUAGGUAUUGUAUUAUAAUGUUUCAAGUUAUCAUUAGUAAAGGUUACCAUGGUGAUUUGAAGUAUCUAAACAAGAGACGGAGUUAAGUUUGUGACGCUUAGUUAACAGGGCCUUCUUUUGUCAAAAAAAAAAUACACUUGCACUUAGUUAAUGGUACAUUUUGGUACGUUAUUCAUACAAUGACGGAGGUUUAAUCGCAAAAGAAACCUCACUUAAUAAAGCGUUUCAAGCAGCAACCUUGAAUCGUGUAUAACAUGGAUUUGCGGGUGGACAACUCCGCUGAUGCGGCAGUAGAACGCCGAAGAGCGGUUGAGGCCACUCGACAGGCUCGGAUCUUCAACACACGACAGCGAGUGAUGGGCCUGGAUCUAAAAGCCCUGGAGCAACAGGUAGCGGAACGAAAAGAACGUGAGGAGAUGGAAGCGCAACGAGAGAGGACCUUUGAUUUGUUGAGAGUGAAUCAAGAUCAAGUGUUGAUGCAACAGCUGCACGAGGAGGAGGAAAGGAAAUCUGAGUCCAACAGAGACCUCAUCCAUUACCGGGCCAUCCGACAGCGGGCAGAAGACACCAGGGAUGCUGAUCUCAAUUUUGACCGCCAGAGGGCACGUGGAUUGUCCAUUCCAGUCCCAAACUCCGAGCUGGGACCUGCCAGUAUGCAAGUGUUUCAGGGAGAAGGCCUCGGGGACAAGGAGAAGAGGAGAGCCCAGAUGGAGCAGACAGAGAGAGUCCUGCGAGCACAAAGAGAACAGAGUGAGCAACUGCAGAGAAAGAACACACACAGAGAGCUACUGAAAGGCAGGGAGUUGGUACAGCAGGAUCUGAGGGCUGUGCAGUUGGACACCCUGGAAGAGGAAUGCAAGAGGGCGGCCUGCAUCGCGCUCAGCAACUACCACCUGGCUCAGGCUGCAGAGCGUGCAGAGAAAGAGAGGAAUGAGCAAAUGAGGAAGGAGGACGAGGACAUGGCGGAGGUGCGGCACAUGGUGACGUCGGACAUCCUGACGGAGCGUCCUGAGGCUGCACAGAGAGAAGGGGGCAGGGUCGAGGGGUCAGUGGGCGGGCCCAAGGUGCUGACUGACAGGUGGAGGGGGAUGGGCCCAGAGCAGCUGAGUGCCAUCCACAAGCAGAGAGAGGAGCAGCGUCUAGAGAGAGAGAGACUGAGGGAGAUAGACAAGCAGAGAGAUAAGGCCUGGGACCUCCAGCGGAUGACUGUGACACGGGAGGCGGAGGAGGAGGAGAGGAGAGCGACAGAGCUGCAGAAGGAGAAGAGGACUGAGAUGGACCGACACAACGAACAGCUGGCCAGAGAGCAACGGCAACAUCAGCAGUACCUGUCCAAGCAGCUGUACACCAACAAACCUACAGCCAAGUUCUUUGACCAGUUCAACAGGAGCUCCCGGUGAUGGGCGACUGCGAUCAACCUCAAAUGUCUAGAGUUUGUGUGUGUGUGUGUGCGUGCAACAUGCAAACAAAUAGUUUAAAUAAUUAGUGUUGUCUUGUCUUAUCUCUAGGAUUUGCCACUAAAUGUGAUGCAGUCACUCCUCUGUCUCUGUCACUGUAACUCUAACUGUACAUGAACUGUACA
This is a messenger RNA of Esox lucius (northern pike), 1762 nucleotides long. It is a transcript of the gene ribc1, whose product is annotated as RIB43A domain with coiled-coils 1. The record is from RefSeq and is a predicted model, not a curated record. Lineage: Eukaryota; Metazoa; Chordata; Actinopteri; Esociformes; Esocidae. Bases 435 to 1580 code for a protein of 381 amino acids. The transcript has 7 exons.